This is a messenger RNA of Hemisphaericaspora subhashii, 1725 nucleotides long. RefSeq lists its product as uncharacterized. Gene Ontology annotation, biological process: canonical NF-kappaB signal transduction. The coding region runs from base 1 to 1725 and encodes 574 amino acids. The record is from RefSeq and is a predicted model, not a curated record. The transcript has a single exon. Lineage: Eukaryota; Fungi; Ascomycota; Pichiomycetes; Serinales; Debaryomycetaceae.
AUGGCACUAAGUGACAAUAAUAAUAAUAAUAACAAUAUAAUACCGAAUCUACUUCAUCCAGCUGGUUCUAAUACCUCAGUCCCUACCACCACCAAAGCAUACUCUCCCAAGAAAACUAACAACAAAGAUACAAAGUGUUGGUAUGAAAACAGACUACAACCAUCAUCAUCAUCCACUCCUCCAUCCUCAUCCUCAUCCUUCUCUUCAGAUCUAGAAGAUAUGAACACUCGUGACGAUCCUUCAAAUAUGACUCCUUCUCCCAAAAAGAGAAUGGAUCAAGAAGGACAACAAACAUCAAAUGAUCAUAAAUUUCAAUAUGCAUCUACUCCAUUACAUCCCAAUUCAAAUAUUUCGUUCAUAUCUCCAAUACGAAGAUUGAAUGACCUACAUCUAGAUUCACCGCUUGCGAGUGAGGAUAUUCUCAUUAAUGAGAUCGAAGACCACGAGGAAUCGUUACAUGAUGAUGAUGAUGACGAAGAUGAGGAAGAAGGAUUGGCAAAUCAGACAAUCAACACCGACGAUAUCGAUCCAGAUGAACAGGAUGGCGAAGAUGGAAUAAUAUACGAAUCAUCGCCACAAUAUAUAAAUACUCGAAAACGAAUCCAUAUCGAAUCUCCAACAAUGAUAAUAACACCCAAUUCAAACGAUUCGAAAAUGACAAUAUGUACGACUAGCGGAACAACCAAUAAUCUUAAAUUUAGUUUUAGUCCUAGUGAUGCGACUCCAUGUCCUCCACAGCCGCGAAGAAAGAAAUUGAAAUUUAAAGACAAUACUGGGGGACCGGAGGACAGUAGUAAUUUACAGAAGAAUAAAUCACAAGGAUACUUCAAGAGGCCGAUAUUGGAUUUGGCUAAUUCGAUAAAAACUCCCAUUGAUGAGAUAAUGUAUCAACCUGUUAAACAAGAAGAUGGGGAUGAAGAUGACGAGGAGGAAAUAUUGAAUGAUGAAGAAUUCGGAUUAAAUCAAGGAACUCCGAUUUCUCAAUCAACUCCUGCAAAUUCAAGAGCUCCUUCACCUGCUUCAAAGCGUAAUCAACCAAGACAGCAACCGACUCAAAGUGAGAAAUAUGAAGAAUAUGAAGAAUAUGGAGAGGAAAUAAACGGAUAUAAAUUCAUAAAGCCAACAACAUCAGCAUCCCAACAACAGCAACAAUCCCAAUUCAAAUAUGAAACACCAGUGAAUAACAACAAAUACACAAAACUCCGGGAAGAAUACAAUAGAAAUGAAUUUGAACCAACCACGAGCACAUCCCAAAAAUAUCAAAUCUUGGGAGAGAUACCCAUCACAUCAGCAGGAAUGAUGGAUGAAGACGAGGAAGAGAUACAUAUUGGAGAUAAGCGAAUCAACGACCCGUAUCUUCACAUGCCUGACUCGACUAGCAAUAGAACCCAAAGGCAAUCUACCAAUAAAUUGCUUAGACAACUGUAUUUCCAAGGAAUUAGAAUACCUUUACUCCCACCACAUUAUUAUCAACAGGCCAAUUUACCACAUGAGACUAUAUUGACAUUAAUCACCCCGCAGAAAUUACGACAAUUUUAUGAGAUGAUUAAAUUGCCCGAGGAGGAAUUGGUAGAGAUUUUGCGGGUGGAAAGAAUAAAAUGGCAUCCUGAUAAAUGGGUCGGGAGAUUAAAACAACAGAAUGAUCUAGAGGUCGGACAUUUGAAUUUAGAGAUUGUGGAUUGUUUGAGUAGGAAUAUUAAUGGAUUACUUGAAUCGAUGAUUUAG